AUGACAAAAGAUGAGAAAAACCCGCAGAUCAAAUUGUCGACGAUAGUGUGCAAAAGAUAUAUUGUGAGUUGGGUACAGUACCCCCACUUUUAAAGGGAGAUACCGUAAACUCAUCAGCUUUGUUCGCUUGAGCGCACAAGCACUGAGAUAGGCUAAGUCCCUUUUGCCUGUUUUAUUUAGUCAGCGAUUUUUUCAAAAAAUUCGAAAUUUCCUUGUACUUCUUUUGGACAAGCGGGAAAAGGCAAAAAUUCAAAAAAUUAGAAAUUUCCGUGGACUUCUUUUGGAUAAGCGGGAAAAGGCGGAAAUUCAAAAAAUCUAAAUUUUCGUGUACUUCUCGAGGACAAGCGGGAAAAAGCGAAAAUUCAAAAAAUUCGAAAUUUCCGUGUACUUCUCGAGGACAAGCGGGAAGAGGCAAAAAUUCAAAAAUUCGAAAUUUUGUGUACUUCUCGAGGACAAGCGGGACAAGGCAAAAAUUCGGAAUUUCCGUGUACUUCUCGAAGAAAAGCGGGAAACUUUUUAAAUUCAAAGAAUUCGAAAUUUCCGUGUACUUCUCGAGGACAAGCGGGAAAAGGCAAAACUUCGAAAUUUCCGUGUACUUCUCGAGGACAAGCGGGAAAAGGCAAAACUUCGAAAUUUCCGUGUACUUCUCGAGGACAAGCGGGAAUAGUUUAACAUUUGAAUUUUUCUCAUAAUCUAGAAAAAUACGUAGUUCUCGAGGACAAGAGUGACAAAGCGAAAAUUCAAAAAAUUCUGAAUUCCUGUGUACUUCUCGAGGACAAUCGGGAAAAGGCGAAAAUUCAAAAAAUUCGAAAUUUUCGUGUACUUCUCGAGGACAAGCGGGAAAAGGCGAAAUUUCAAAAAAAUUCGAAUUUUUCGUGUACUUCUCGAGGACAAGCGGGAAAAGACAAAAACUCAAAAAAUUCGGAAUUUCCGUGUCGUUUUUUUGGACAAGCGGGAAAAUAAGUAUGAAUAUUUGAAUUUUUUUAAUCUAGAAAAAUAUGUAGUUCUCGAGGAGAAGCGGGAAAAGGCAAAAAUUCAAAAUUUCGGUGUAUUUCUUUUGGACAAGCGGGAAAGGGCAAAAAUUCGAAAUUUCGAGAUUUCUGUGUACUUCUUUUGGACAAGCGGGACAAGGCAAAAAUUCGGAAUUUCCGUGUACUUCUCGAAGAAAAGCGGGAAAAGUUGAACAUUUAAAUUUUUCUUGAAAUCUAGAAAAAUACGUAGUUCUUGAGGACAAGCGGGAAAAGGCAAAUAUUCAAAAAAUUCGGAAUUUGCGUGUACUUCUCGAGGACAAGCGGGAAAAGUUAAUUAUUUGAAUUUUUCUUAAAAUCUAGAAAAAUACGUAGUUCUCGAGGACAAGCGGGAAAUUUUGCAAAUUCAAAAAACUCGAAAUGACCGUGUACUUCUCGAGGACAAGCGGGAAGAGGCAAAAAUUAAAAAAAAAAUAGAAUUUUCCGUGUAAUUCUCGAGGACAAGCGGGAAAUUUUGCGAAUUCAAAACUGUAUGCCCUACGGAAAUUAUCAUACAGUACGCCUGACCUCAAAAAUCCCAUUUCGCAGACUGUCCAACUCCUUGGCAAAGGUGGCUACGGAAUAGUGUACGAAGUGAUGCGUCUCAACAAUCCCACCGCCCGUUUCGCGUGCAAAACCGAACUCGCCACACUUCGCAACAAUUUGAAAAUCGAAUGGGACCUGAUGACAGUCAUGUCUGAGAAAAAAUCGAAACAUACAAUAAUUGCGUAUGAAAUGGGUCAAGAAAGAAACUAUAAUUAUAUCAUUAUGAAUUUGAUCGGUCCAUCGUUGGCCGAUUUGAGAAAAACUAUGGCGAGCAAAAAGUUCACGUUGUAUACGACGAGUGUGGUGGCGAUUCAGGCGAGUGAUUCAAUUCAGGAACUACAUUUCGCCGGAUAUAUUCAUCGAGAUGUGAAACCGUCGAAUUUUGCGAUUGGUUUACUUGGGACGGAGGCUGAGAAGAUUUUGUAUAUUUUGGAUUUCGGAAUUUGCCGAAAACUUUAUGUGAGUUUUGAAAGUCUCUAGGUUUGAUCUACAAAAAAAUUGGGAACUUUUUUUUGAGCUACAGUACUCUUUAUCACUUGAAGAAAAACCACUUGUUGGAACUUUUUUUGGAUACUAGUUUUGAGCUACAGUAUCACGAACUGCAAAAAUAAUGCAAAAAUCCGUUUUCUAAAAUGUUUUGCAGUUUGGAUUACUGUAGCUCCAAUUUUCUGCAUAACAAGAAUUAUAUGUUCAACCUUCAGGUACAGUAAUCCGAACUGCAAUAAUCCAUUUUCUGUCUUCAAUUAUUUGCAGUUCGGAUUACUGUAGGUCAAAUUGAGAAACAACAGCAUAAAAUCAUUUUUGAAAAUUCAAGAAUUUAGAAAAUUUCAAGUCCACAGUAACCCGAAUUGCAAAAUAUCCGUUUUCUGUCUCUACAUUUUUUUUGUUGCAGUUCGGAUUACUGUAGGUCAAAAAGUACAAGAAUUUAAGAAAUUUUAAGUCUACAGUAACCUGAACUGCGAAAUUUUUGGAUUACUGUAGCUCCAAUUUUCCGCAUAACAAAAAUAAUACGUUCAAGCUUCAGAUACAGUAAUCCGAACUGCAAAAAUCCGUUUUCUGUCUCUACAAUUUUUUGCAGUUCGGAUUACUGUAGAUCACAAUUGAGAAAACAACAUAAAAUCAUUUUUCGAAAGUACGAGAAUUUAGAAAAUGUUCAGUCUACAGUAACCCAAACUGCAGAAUUUUUGGAUUACUGUAGCUCAUAACAAAAAUGAUACGUCCAACCUUCAGAUACAGUAUACCGAACUGCAAAACAUCUUGCAGUUCAGAUUACUGUGCAAAAUCUACACUUUUUGCAACCUUUUUGGGAACUAGUUUUAAAGCUACAGUAACCCGAACUGCAAAAAUAAUUUGAUCUUUUUGCAGUUUGGAUUAUAUUAGCUCCAACUUUCAACCUACAGUAGUCCGAACUGCAAAAAAAAUAUUUUUCCCUACAGAAAUCCGGCAAAACUCUACGCAAACCUCGAGCCCGUGUUCCAUUCCGUGGCACAACUCAAUAUUGCUCACCAAAUGUGCACCUACGUCUUGAACCCGGUCGUCAAGAUGAUUAUUGGUCCCUUUUAUACAUGCUCAUUGAAUUGCACACUGGCGAUUUGCCGUGGGAAAAAAUGAACAAAGAUGACGCGAAAAAAUCGAAAGAUUCCAAAACCGAUGAGUUGCUCGAAAAAUGUCCGGCCGAAUUUAAAUUCUUGCGAAAUUAUGUGCGAACUUUGUCCUAUCAAAUGGAACCCGAUUAUGAGAAGAUUCGAGGAAUUUUGUGUCAAUUAAUGAGAGUUAAUGAUUUCAAACCGGAUAAACCGCUAGAUUGGCAGAAAAAUGCGGAAAAUUGCAAAUCGAUGCGGAAAAAAGUGGACGAAAAGGUUGAAAAACUCGAAGAUCUACUGAAUCUACCCGCGAAUCCUGCCACGAAAAAGUAUACCGACGAAGAUUUUCCGGAUGUUGAAGGUGAACCACUUCACGAUGCUUCAACAUCCAAAAGUGAUGAUACAAUUGUGGAGAUAGCGGCCCCGACGAAAAAGGUGGAGGUUGUGAAACAACCCAAAGAGGCGGUGGUGGUGAAACCGAAGGAGGUUGUGAAACCGGUGGCGAAAGUUGCGGUAACUUCGCCGCAAGUUGGGGCAAGUCCGGCUGGACAAUCUGGACAGGCACCGAAAGGACAGGCGCCGAAAGUUCCGCUCAAGAAGCAUAUUAAUUUGAGAAAGUGGUUUUCGAAAAAGAAAUGA
Caenorhabditis angaria is the source of this 3775-nucleotide messenger RNA. Lineage: Eukaryota; Metazoa; Nematoda; Chromadorea; Rhabditida; Rhabditidae. The record is from the annotation of a GenBank genome assembly.